Messenger RNA from Penicillium riverlandense, 999 nucleotides. RefSeq names its product DUF3712 domain-containing protein. The coding region runs from base 1 to 999 and encodes 332 amino acids. Gene Ontology annotation, cellular component: fungal-type vacuole membrane. The transcript is spliced from 4 exons. Lineage: Eukaryota; Fungi; Ascomycota; Eurotiomycetes; Eurotiales; Aspergillaceae. The record is from RefSeq and is a predicted model, not a curated record.
AUGUCCACUACCAAGGCCACAGUCGAGGCUAGGGCCGUGUCCGCGCCAGCAAAGCGCAGCUUUGGCUCGCGAGCUAAAACCCAUUACAAGAGGUGGUGGUGGGUGCAUCUGAUUGUCAUUAUCGUCGUGCUGCUGGUUGUGCUAUUGCCCGUCGUCUACGUCGCCUAUCCCAAAAUCGCCCAGACGGACGUCAACGAAUCCACCCUAAACAUCACCAGCAUGGUCAUCAGCGAUCCCACACCCGACUCAUUCCACCUCGACCAAACACAGGUCAUCGGCUCGCACAGCUCGUUCCAUCCACAGAUCUUCGCUUUCACCGCUAGCGUCUCCCUCCUCGGCGCGGCGGCUCCCUUCGCCUCUGUGCAGGUGCCUGCGGUGCAGUCUAAGGACGGGGCUGUGCUUGAUGUUUCGCAGACGUUGAGCCUGAGUGAUUCGCCUGCGUUUGGCGAUUAUGCGAAGGCGGUCAUGUUGAAUGAGGAGGUUGAGCUGAAUAUUUAUGGGACGCCUGUGUUGCAGGAGGGUGCGUUGCCGAAGACUACGGUUACGUAUAACAAGACCGUUACUAUGAAGGGAUUGAAUAAGCUCAAGGGCUUCAACGUCACUGAGUUUAACUUGGGUCCUCAACCGGAUGGAACUAAUACGAACGGAACGGUGCUGAUUCCCAACCCGUCUGUCAUGACUAUCACAAUGGGCAACCUAACCCUCGACCUCUCCGUUGACGGUCGACCAAUGGGCCAGUCCUACCUGAAGGACCUCGUCCUGAAACCAGGCAACAAUUCCAUCCCCAUGACCUCGAAAGUCGACGAAGCCGCCGUCUUCGAGUUGCUGCAGGGUAAGUACGGGAGUGGGAUUAUCCCCCUCGAGAUUACAGGCAAUUCGAGCGUCUACAACGGUCAGAAUCUGCCUUAUUUCACCGCAGCGCUGGCGGCGAAUAAGUUGACGGUUGAGUUGGAUGUUGGCAAGGCGCUUGGUUUGCAUUCGAGCACUUCAAGUAGGUAG